Messenger RNA from Lotus japonicus, 1189 nucleotides. Its product is annotated as cyclin-U2-1-like. Gene Ontology annotation, molecular function: protein kinase binding. The coding region runs from base 154 to 837 and encodes 227 amino acids. Lineage: Eukaryota; Viridiplantae; Streptophyta; Magnoliopsida; Fabales; Fabaceae. The record is from RefSeq and is a predicted model, not a curated record. The transcript has 2 exons. Gene Ontology annotation, biological process: regulation of cyclin-dependent protein serine/threonine kinase activity.
AAAACCUUCUUCUACACACACAACCCCCAUCAACAUUCAAUACUUCCCACUUCUUGUUUCACAACAAAUACCCUCUUUGCCUUGUAGCACAUAGACCAAUCCCUUUCAAAACCCUCUUCCUCUCUAGAAAACAAAAACAAGAUCAAUUUCAUCAUGGCUUCUUCUUCUUCAUCUUCUUCUCUGACAAUAUCUCCAAGAAAACUGCGCUAUGAUUUGUACUCCUACUCAUACCAAGAAGAUUCCAACACCCCAUUAGUGAUAAACGUUCUCUCUUCACUGAUUGAGAGAAACAUGGCCAGAACAAAGAGAAUUGUGAAGAACUGUUCUCGUUCUCUAUCCAAAGCAAUCAGCGCAAACAUCUUCGAUUGCAGAGAGAUCCCUGACAUGACCAUCCAAUCCUAUCUCGAGAGAAUUUUCAGGUACACUCGUGCAGGACCCUCUGUGUAUGUGGUUGCCUAUGUCUACAUCGAUCGGUUUUGUCAGAACAAUCCUGGGUUUCGAAUCAAUGCCAGAAACGUUCAUAGACUUCUCAUAACAACGAUAAUGGUGGCUUCUAAGUAUGUAGAAGACAUGAAUUACAGAAAUUCAUACUUUGCAAGAGUUGGUGGUUUGGCAACAAAUGAAUUGAACGCGUUGGAGCUUGAAUUUUUGUUCAUGAUGGGUUUCAAAUUGCAUGUGAAUGUGAGUGUGUUUGAGAGCUAUUGCUGCCAUUUGGAGAGGGAAGUUAGCAUUGGAGGAGGGUAUCAUAUUGAGAGAACCCUAAGGUGUGCUGAAGAAAUCAAAACAAGGCAAAUUGAGGAAAGGGGAUACACACAAAUCGCACGUGUAAUGUUGUAGAAUGAAUGGUUAGGGAUUUUUUUUUUCUGUUUUAGGUUUCUUUUUCUGCCUGCAAAUGAAGAAAAUGUAGGUUAUCUGUACAGAUCAGUGUAAAUCUAAAUGUUUGUUGGGGGAUUGAGAUUUUAGAACAACAAGUCAGGCCAAGGGAGAGGGAUGUACAAAUUUCAACCCGUUUGGAUGCGGAUCAAAGAGCACUUACUGGAGUUUAUCUAAUGAUUUAUCUAGUAGAUAAACUCCAAUAAGUUCCAUCAAAACCUGUAUCCAAAUGGGCUCUUUGUCUUGUUUCAUUCAUCACAAGGAAACAGUGUAUUUUAUCAAGAGUUUUGGCUGAAGAUUUCUGAGAUUUAACUUC